AGCAUUAAAGAAACAGCACAUCAAACAAGAAAACAUCUCUCAGCACAUCAGACAAGGCAAAGGACUUCAGCAAGAUUCAAAGAUCAAAAUGUAUCUUGCAAUUGCUAUACAACUCAGCAUUAUCUGCAUCAUCCAAGCAGCUGCUCAAGGUGAUACCCAAGUUUGUAGUGGUUGUUGUACUGCUCCUGCAGGGAUUCCUGGAAUUCCAGGCAGCCAUGGUAAUCCUGGUGGUCUUGGUCCAAUAGGCAUGAAAGGAGAUGUUGGAGUAAAAGGAGAGAAGGGAAACCAGGGAUCAGAUGGAAGAGAUGGGCUUCCAGGUAAAAUAGGACCAAUUGGUUUACCGGGUGCUACUGGUGAGAAAGGAGGAAAAGGAGAAAAAGGUGAACAAGUUGCUCCCACAAACAGCCAGCCCAAAUCUGCCUUCUCAGUUGGAUAUAAUGUAAACCCAGGCCGCCAUCCAGUUAGUCCUAUGAAAUACCCGUUAAUAAUUACCAAUGUUGGGAAUCACUACAAUAAAGAAACAGGCAAGUUUGUCUGUCAACAUCCAGGCAUCUAUGUCUUCCAGUUUACAUCAGGGUCAACUAGCAGUAACAACAUGGUAACAAGCAUCAUGAAGAAUGGGCAACGCAUUCUCUCCGCAUUUGUGACUGGUUCAGGCUACAAAUCAGCCAGCAACAUGGUAGUUCUUGAUUUAGUAGCAAAUGAUGAAGUGUGGACUGAGCCUUUAAACACCAGCCUUAACUAUUACUAUAGUGAGAACCACAUCUUCUGUUCUUUUUCAGGCUUCCUGCUUUAUGCAUCUGCAUAAGGAAAUUUGAAAACCUAAUAAUUACAAAUCAGCAAAUUGCAACAGAAUGACAUCUUUUUUAAUGACUUUUUAUCAUUAGUAAAUAAUAUAGUAUUAGAAAAAAAGUAGGAUACUAACUCAAGAUAUUACCAGCACAGAAUUAUCAACAAAGGUGCUAUAAGAUUUAUGUAACAGGAAUGUCAGCAGUCAUUACAAAAAUUCAAUUCAAAAUCUGUUUUGCUUCAAAAGUUAAUUUCAUUAGUAAAUAAUACAGUAUUAAAAAAAAGUAGGAUGCUAACACAAGAUAUUACCAGCACAGAAUUAUCAACAAAGGUGUUAUAAGAUUUAUGUAACAGGAAUGUCAGCAGUCAUUACAAAAAUUCAAUUCAAAAUCUGUUUUGCUUCAAAAGUUAAUUUCCGCCGAAGGCUAUUAUCCACCAUAAAAGAGACAUACUUUGGUCUAACAGGUAUAAUGGUCUCCCAUACAUACAUGUACUACCAAUAUGUUCUAUAUGAUAGGUAUAUUUGUAUUAAAUAGCUUAUUUAAUAAUGCUGUAAGUAUAAUCCGUACGAAUUCUUAGCCUAUUAUGUAACAUCAUAUAGUUGUUAUUCAUGAUACUAGACUUGCCACAAGUUUCAAAUGUAUUGAUUUCUCGUAGUAUUAGAUAAUUUCAGAGAGCACCACCAACAUCUGUUCAUAUCAAGAAACUUGUAUGUUGUUGAAUUUGGAUGGGAAUUAAACCAACAAAAAAGUAUAGUAUGGAACACCAUGCAAAUAAAUAAUAUGGAACGCCAUUGGUGCCAAAAUUGAUUUAUUUUUACACGUUUUCACUGAUUCAUGAUACUUACUUAAUAUACAAUCUUAAUAUUUUAUUAGGAGUAGCUGAUGUUUUUCAAGAAUUGUCUAUCUAUGAGUAGUAUGAAUAAAAGUAAUUUAAAAAUGAA
Molecule: messenger RNA, 1732 nt
Organism: Anneissia japonica
Lineage: Eukaryota; Metazoa; Echinodermata; Crinoidea; Comatulida; Comatulidae
Product: collagen alpha-1(X) chain-like
Exons: 2
Coding region: 89-808 (239 amino acids)
Molecular function (GO): protein binding
Source: RefSeq, a predicted model, not a curated record